AUGUAAUUCCUUCAGAAUUUCUUAAUAGACUAAAUUCAAUAGUAUGAAUUUUGUUAAGAAAAAUGUAAAGAAUGCCAUUUAUACUGCAAACAUUUUAAAAAUCAUAUCGAGAUAUCUUAAAAAUAUAGAGAAAAGCUAAAUUAUAGUGAAGAUUAAUUAAAUUAAAAAACAAGUUCAAAAAUCAAAAAUACAGAAGAUGAAUUAUAGAAAAGAAAAACAAUAAGCGAAAUUGAAGAUUAAAAAAAAGAUGCUGAAUAGACUUUAGAAAAAUUGCAAGUUUUAAAUAAAAUAUUCAACAUUUAAAUUAAAUUAAAGGAAGAAAUGAAUUAAAUAAUGAACUAUGAUUUUUAUGACAAAGAGAGAAAAUGCAUCAAUUUAUAAGUACUUGGUCUGCCUCCAUAAGAUAAGGAAAAAAGUGAUAAGGGUAAUUUAAAUAAUGAAUAAAUAGAAUUAUUAUAAAUCUAAUUUUCUAAUUAAAUUGAAGAUGCUGAAUAAAAUAAAAAAAGUAAUACCUUAAUUAAGGAAUCUAAAAAUAUUUAAUUAUAACAACAUAAUAAAAAUUUAAUUUUAAUUGAAAAUAGUUAAUAUUAAUCUUAAGAGAAUAUCAAAAAUAUGAGGGCUGAAAGGGAUGGAGUUAAAUUGAAAAAAGAUGAAGUUAAUAAAAAUUUAAGCAGCCUAUAAAAUCAAAUCCAAGAAAUUAACAUUUCUGAUGAUAUUCUUGAUAUAAAUUAAUUAAAAUUAAAUAUUGAUUAGGAAAAUGAAAAUUUGGAGGAAAUAAAAAACAAAAUUGUAUAAUUUUAAGAGAAUAAAAAAUAAAAAAUACUAGAAUUAGAGGUGUUUUAAAAAUAAGAAUAAAGAGAUUUAAAACUAAAUUUAGAUUAUGAAUAUUAAUUAACAGAUGAGUAUUUUGGAUAAAUAGACUAGUUAGAAAAUGAAAUCAAGAGUCUUAAGAAGAAAAAAAAUAAUUUGGAAGAACUCAAGUAAGAAUUAAAAGAAGAACAAGACAAAAAAUUUAGAUAAAGCAAAACAAAAAUUGAAGAAUUAACUAAAAAAUUAAAAGAAUAAAGUACUGAAGAAAUAGAUUAUUAAAUAAAAGAACUAUAGAUUAAAAAACUAUAAAUUUAUGAAGAAAACUAAAGUAAAAUAAAUGAAGAAAAUUAUGAGAUAUAUAAAAUAUGUAAAGAAGAGUUAAGCAGUGAAAGAGAAAAUUUAUAAGAAGAUGGAGAUUUAGGCUUAGAAAAAGAAUUAAUUGAAUUAUUUAAAAAAAAAAAGUAAGAAUGCUUAGAUAAAAUUUUAUUUGAAAUUUAAUCUUUUGAAUCAUAGACUUAAGAAAUUGAAAAUAAAAUAAUUAACUUUAGUCAAUCAGUCAAAAAAAUAAACAAAAAAAAAUCUCUUCAAGAUACAUAUUAAAUAUGUUAAUCUGAUUUUAAUAAUUUAGAAAAAUAGUUGUAAGAAAUUGAGAAUAAAUUAUUAAAAAAUUAAGAUGAAUUUGAAAAUAAUAAAAUAUAUUUGGAAGCCUAAAGAAAACUACAAGAAAGUAUAAGCUAGGAAAUAGCGUAAUUUGAAAAGUAAGAAAUUGAAAUAGAUUAAUAGAUUAAGAAAUUAAAUAUUAGAUUAGAUUAAUUAAAAGGGUUUGAAUAACAUUAAAAAAUGUUCAUAAUUGAAACAAGCACUUUGGAAAAUUUGUAAUUAAAGCUGAAAUAAUGGGAUUAAUUUGAAUCUUAUAAUAUUAAAAAUUAAGAAGAGAUUAAGAAUUUAAUCAAAAACCUAGAUAAGAAAAUUAAUGAUCUUUCAACUGAGAGUGAGUUAUUAACAAUUGAACUCAGUAAAUUUAAUCUAUUUGAAAUGAAUAAAGAGAAAUUAGACAAAAUAAAGAAUUCUUUAAAAUAAUUAGAUGAAUAAAAGUUGUAAGUACAUUAAUGCCAAAGAGAAAGUCAUAAAUGUGAUAAGAAUUGCUAAAUAUGUCCUGAAUAAAAAUGCGAUAAUAAGGCUGGGCAUUAGGAAAAUCAAGAACAUUUAUGUUCUAAAUAAGAUCAUAAAUGCAAUAAUAUUUGUUAAGUGUUUGAUUGUAAAAGUAAUUGUAUGAAAGGUUUCAAGCAUAAUAAUCAGCAUAAUUGUGAAAAUUAACAUCCCUGCAAGGAAAAAUGUAAAUUCUGUAAUGAUUAAUGUUAAAAGGAUCGCUCAAAUGAUCAUAAUGAUCAUAAUUGCAUGAUAAAAUAUUGCAUUCAAACUUGUAACCUUUGCAAGAGAAAAUGUUUUAAGGAACAUGAGCAUUCUUUGAAUUCAGAUAAUCAUUUUUGUGAAAAUCCACAUUAAUGUGAAAAAUGGUGUGAAGAAAAAGGGAUAUGCAAAAUAGAUUAUGAAACUAAAGAAAUAAUAUAGAAAAAUUAAUCAUCUGAGUUCUCAUUUAUAAAAUAUCAACCAGUCGAUAUUGGAAAAUAAAAAUGUCAAAAAUAAAUCCCAGCAGGUGAAAAUCAACAUUAAGGGCCACAUAUAUGCAAAAAUCAAACCUCAAAGUAAUUUCAUAAUUGUGAUUAAUAAUGUCCUGAGUGUAAUACAUAUUGUGAUUUAAAAUAUGGUCAUAAAGGUCUUCAUUCUUCAGAUAGACAUCGAAAUAAAGAAAAUCAAUAAUUUACAAUAUAAGAAGGUAUUUAAGUUAAAAUUGAAAUUUAAGAAACAAAUAGAAAAUAUGAGAUUGGUGAUAGUUCUGAACCUGAAAGUUGUGAUCUAAGUUGCAAAAGAAAAGGAAGAGCUCAUUUUCACUUAGUUAAAUGUUAAGGAAAAUAAUAAUGUUUAGCAAAAUAAAAUGAUUAAUUUAAGGCUAGACAUUCAGAAGAAAAAUAUGUUGGAUUUGAAGAUUGUAAAUUUGAUGAAGUUUUAUGUAUAGAUUUUUGGAAAUAUUAUAAUUGGUCGCAUCCAAUUAUGAAUGAAUCUGCGAAAAUUAGUAGAUGUAAUUAUUAUUGCCCUUUAUGUAAUUAAUAAAAUGGUGCCUUAUCUUUUUGUAAUUAAGAAGCUUGGCACACAUAAGAUGAAAGAAUAAGUUCUCAUGGGUUUGAUUGUUUUGAAAAUCAUAAGAAUAACCCUAUCUUGGGAAUAAACAUAGCUUUCGUUAUUGACACAACUUCAUCUAUGCAAAGAUAUAUUGAGUUAUGUAAAAAUACAAUUAUAGAAAUAAUGUCAAAAUGUAGAGGUAAAUAAAAUAUAAACGGUGAGGAAAUUAUAGUCAAUUUUGCGGUUGUAUCAUAUUAGGAUCAUGAUCCUCCUUAUAGUAAAUAGUAACAAAUCUUGAAAAUUUAAGAUUUUACAACUGAUAAGAUUGUGAUUUAAUUUUUAAAUAAAUUAAAGGCUGAAGGAGGAGAAGAUGGACCAGAAGCUGUAAUGGAUGGAUUAAAUGCUUCAUUAGGGUUGAAAUGGAAUUAAAACUAUGAAAAACUUUUGUAUUUAAUUGCUGAUGGUCCCCCUCAUGGAACAUAAUAUAGUAAUUAUUUGGAUUAUUUCCCUGAUGGCUGUCCAUGUGGUUUGCGUUAAGAGAAUAUUUUUAAAGAGUUAUCAAAAUUAAAAGUAAAAUUAUAAAUAUUAAAAUUAAAUUAAAUGAUUAAUGGAAUGAUUGCUGAAUUUAAAAAGGAUUAUAAAAAUUUAUCAGUAAUUACUCCACAAAAUAAAGAUGAAAAUUUAUUUUAAGAUUUGAUGGUUGAUGAAAUUUGCAAAUAUUUGACUAAUAAUGAGAUCACCUUUUAAAUGAGAAAAUGA
Paramecium sonneborni is the source of this 3750-nucleotide messenger RNA. The record is from the annotation of a GenBank genome assembly. NCBI's taxonomy places the organism in Eukaryota, Ciliophora, Oligohymenophorea, Peniculida, Parameciidae.